AUGAUUAACUACACCAGCAAGCCGGGCGUUGAUCAUCUUUUGGCUCAGCGUCAGACAUCAAAGGAAUGGCUCGAGGCGCUUACUAAAUUGGACUUUGCAGACCCUGCCUCUGUUAUCAAUCUUCAAUUCGACUUGGCGGUGUAUAACGUCGGGGAACCCAUUCUGUGCACCGGCAAAGACACCUUUACUGUUUCGCCACAUCCUGCGGCUAUCAGUGUAGAUAGCGCACCAGUUGUAGAUCGCGACAGUCCUCAUGAAGGCCUUAUGGCUCUUGAAUUUCUCCGAAGGGCCAAAGCUCGACCUGCUCCCGCAGAUGAAAAAGCUCCCGAAACACCACUCCCCUCUGUUGCGUUUCUCAUCAGACGCUUGCGCAAAGGAAAGACUAUACAAAGAGGUAUUGAAGACUUGGAGGAGACUGACUAUAUCCUGGUCGUUGAUGCUAUUACGCCUGGGCAUCCUGUCUGGCUGAUCUGGGAUCGACAGGCUUCCGAUAAAGACGAGAUAUACUACGUCCACCCAGACAAGACAUACCCGGUUUUCACGGGAGUUGAGAAGAACUUUGACGCAGCUCAGAUCCUCCCUAGUAUUAAUGACUGGUUUGAGUCCUAUGGAAACCUGGACUCUAAUCAGCUUGAGGAGUCUAUCAAGGCGACUGGUCUUGUCGGUUUCGUAAAGGCCAAGGAGGUAACCUUGGCGAACGUCAAUGAGCUUUUGGGCAAGGCUCAAUCGCAAGGGGCAACUGAUACAAUGGAAAACAACGAGAUUUCCGAGGCUCGCUUUGCCGAGAUCAAGGCGGCUGUUGCUGACCCUUUCAAAGCUCUCCCAUCUUUGUUCAUACAGAAACUCGAGGAAGCAACUGCUCGCGACAACAGCCUGGAUCAGUACCUAACCAAGUCUUUGAAAGUGAACAAAUCUUCGCGUCGGCCAGCUCUGGAUUGGCUUCAGGAGCUUGCCAUCGCGGACUUUGCGGACCUCAACGCUGUCUACUAUUUUGACUACAGCUUAUUUCUUAACAAUAUUGGUCCUCUUGAUCUGGCUACCAAUGGCGAGACCACUUAUUCCAUCGUACCAAAUGCCUGUGCUAUGGGCCAUGACGAACCAAUAACCGACGACUUUCAUGGGACAUUCCAAUCCCUCAAGACUUCUGCCCUGCCUGGAACAGGGAAUUCCAUUCCUACCCUGAUCUAUAUUGUUGGGGUUUUGAUAAAAGCAAAGAAGGGUACGACUCACGACUAUGACUCCGAAACUGACUACGACUAUGACUCCAGAACGGACUACGUCCUUGUCGUUGAUGCCGUUGCGCCUGGACAUCCUGUCUGGCUGGUGUAUAACCACAAUUCAUGGAGUGAACAGCUUGAGGAACGACGCACCGUCGAUCCGGCUGAUCAACCCUUGAUCUUCGAAGGGAUUGGGCACAAUUUUGACGCCGCCCAAAUCUUCCCGGGCAUUCACGACUGGACCCAGCCCUAUGGAAAUAUCUACUUCGCGAAGUGUGAGGAGUCUAUCAAGGCGACUUGUAUCACCGGUGCUAUGCAUGCCAAGGCAAUUCUGUUAUCGGAGGUUGAGGUGCUUUUUCGCCAGUAA
Fusarium verticillioides 7600 is the source of this 1584-nucleotide messenger RNA. RefSeq lists its product as hypothetical. Bases 1 to 1584 code for a protein of 527 amino acids. The record is from RefSeq and is a predicted model, not a curated record. The transcript has 2 exons. Lineage: Eukaryota; Fungi; Ascomycota; Sordariomycetes; Hypocreales; Nectriaceae.